Molecule: messenger RNA, 1667 nt
Organism: Varroa destructor (honeybee mite)
Lineage: Eukaryota; Metazoa; Arthropoda; Arachnida; Mesostigmata; Varroidae
Source: RefSeq, a predicted model, not a curated record
GACUAGCUAAAAGUCGCCUUUGGCAGGGUACUGGUCUGUUGUACGGGGUUAACAGCGGGUUAGCAUUCUUGAAAACUCGAUUUGAAGCAAAGCUUCUAGUGUGCCUGCAACUCUAACUUAAGUAGGGAUAAAUGUUUCUGAAUCAUUCAUUAAUUAAUUUACACAGAAUUGCCUGAUUAAACAAUUAUCACAGGAUACCAGCUUGCUGAUGGGGCUUUUAGGCGCAUCAUUUCUCUCGUUGCAUUUCAACAUAAAGUAAAAUAUAUUUUAGGAACCGUUAGUCGCAAGAGUGUAUUCAGCGCCGUUUGAAUUUGCUCUUUCCGCUAAUUUAGCGGUAGCAGGACAGUAGACCGCCAAGCUGGGGAAACCGCGCCGAACAUUACGCCCCCAGCUGUUGGGAGGCAUACGCUAGUGGCUGAAUUAUUAAAAAUCCCAACAAAUGCUUCUUAAACUGAAACAAACCUAGCGAGUAACUUUUUGGAUUAAAAUAGACUCUACAAUGUAACUGGUGUCAACUUGGAAUUCUCUGUUAACUUUAUCGACUGCAUAAAUGAAUACCGGUUGGUGCAGGACAAUAUAGAACGCUAUUUUUUUUUCUAUCGAAGUAACAAACGCGUGUGGUUGCUCACUACUUGUGGCCGGCAGAACUGAGAAAGGUCACGACGUCUUCCCACUCAGCUAGUCCGGAUCAUUCGAUUUAAUUUAAUGUCACCUAGACGCGCACUCCUACGCAACAUUCGAGCUAGUUUUCGACUUGUGUGUAUGUGUUAUAAACAGCCGAGAACAAAAGAAAAGAAUUUCUUCCUAUAUAAAAAGGUCGGCGUCGAACUUAAAGAAUACCUGGGAAAUGUCAACCGUGCAGUGCCCAAGUUUCGCCUACUAUGGGAAGGGAUCGACGACAUUCUGGGACAAUUUACUGAAGCAUGCUUCGUUUAUGGAAACUGCAUAAGUUCGAAUGUUUCGUCGGACAUCGAUUUCAAAAGGAAUUGUCAACUUGUCGCUAAGGGGUCUUUUAUUUCGCUCGGGUAUCUGACGGCAGCCUUCGCCCAGCCGGUGUCAAUGCUUGCCGAUCAAGUAGAAAAAUAUGCUUCAGCGUUUGUGCUAAAGGCAGAUCUAAUCGAGAAAAUGUGGUGUCACCUCGUCAUCAAGUUUAUGCCGGACAUGACCCGUCGAACUGAUGACACUGUGACAAUGUUGACAGGACGAAAAUCAUCGGUAUUAACUGCGCAUCGGCCGCACAGCUCCAAACAAACCUCGGUUCAAUCCUUGUAACGUUUUAACUAUUGCUCCCAAAGGAAAAAGCUAAGUAUGGUAGGCUAGAAACUCCUCGUCACUUCUUUUCUGGGACCCGUACAACUUUAUACGUAGAAUUUUGACUAACUGCUAAAGCCCGAAAUAAUUAUGAUAUAAAGAAUUAUUAUGAAAUGGAUUGUGGUGGUAGAGUGUAAAGUGUUUAUAGUGGCUUCUAGUGAACGUUAUGUGCGUAGCUUAACAAGUUGUAUACCUGGCACAUUGCUGAAAGAUGGCCGACAAAUAUUUUGAAGACAGUUGGGCACAUCGUUGUCUGCAAUACGGCCAACAAAGUUCAUUGUACGUAUUUGUAAUUGCUUGUGAUAUGGAAAUAAUACCAUACGACAACUAAUAAAACAACUUCCAUAUAGGCGCGA